This is a messenger RNA of Zerene cesonia (dogface butterfly), 866 nucleotides long. Its product is annotated as acyl-CoA Delta(11) desaturase-like. The record is from RefSeq and is a predicted model, not a curated record. Gene Ontology annotation, cellular component: endoplasmic reticulum membrane. Lineage: Eukaryota; Metazoa; Arthropoda; Insecta; Lepidoptera; Pieridae. Bases 9 to 785 code for a protein of 258 amino acids. Gene Ontology annotation, molecular function: iron ion binding; stearoyl-CoA 9-desaturase activity. Gene Ontology annotation, biological process: unsaturated fatty acid biosynthetic process. The transcript has 4 exons.
CUGUUGUAAUGUACACAAUAAGCGGCUUUGGGAUAACUGGAGGGGCUCAUCGUUUGUGGACGCACAGAGCAUUUAAAGCUACCCUGCCUUUAAAAUUGUUCUUUUUAGCUGCGUUUGCUAGCGCUGGACAGAAUUCUUUAGAGCAAUGGGUUCGAGACCACCGGGUGCACCACAAAUACAGUGACACGGAUGCUGACCCGCACAACGCCAACCGAGGGUUGUUCUUCUCUCACAUUGGCUGGUUGAUGCUGAAAAAAAACGAGCAAGUGCUGCUCCGUGGCAAACAACUGGAUAUGAGCGAUAUAACUGGCGACCCAUUACUUCGUUUCUACAACAAAUACUUCACCUAUUUUAAGCUCCUGUUUUGUUACAUCUUACCUACGACACUGACUAUACACUUAUGGGGAGAAAAUUGGCGGUGCGCCGUAGCGUGGCAAUGUUUCAUAAGAUUCCUAGGCAUGUUUCAUAGUGAGCUUACCGUCAAUAGCCUAGCACAUGCCUACGGUUACAAACCGUAUAACAAGAACAUUGUGCCAAGAGAAAAUCGCUUCGUGGCGUUUGUAACACUGGGUGAAGGUUGGCACAACUACCAUCACGUAUUCCCGUUUGACUACAAGGCAGCCGAACACUUCGAUUUUUUCAAUUUCGGGACAAAUUUUAUACGCUUUUUCAAUAAAAUCGGGUGGGCAUAUGACCUGCGUGAAGCGACACCUGAAAUGAUUAAUAGCACAGCAAAGAGAUUAGGCGACGGUACACCCGUACAUUUUCCACUUGAUGAUUAUUGAUUUCGUUGAUUUUUAUAAAAUGAAUAUAGGUGUUAUACAAGAGGUAUAUAUUAUAUAUUAUAAUUUUAAUACACUAUAGAA